Dryobates pubescens (Downy woodpecker) is the source of this 1039-nucleotide messenger RNA. It is a transcript of the gene NUDT3, whose product is annotated as nudix hydrolase 3. Gene Ontology annotation, molecular function: diphosphoinositol-polyphosphate diphosphatase activity; bis(5'-adenosyl)-hexaphosphatase activity; endopolyphosphatase activity. Gene Ontology annotation, biological process: diadenosine hexaphosphate catabolic process; diadenosine pentaphosphate catabolic process; adenosine 5'-(hexahydrogen pentaphosphate) catabolic process. The transcript has 5 exons. The coding region runs from base 336 to 845 and encodes 169 amino acids. The record is from RefSeq and is a predicted model, not a curated record. Gene Ontology annotation, cellular component: cytoplasm; nucleus. NCBI's taxonomy places the organism in Eukaryota, Metazoa, Chordata, Aves, Piciformes, Picidae.
GCGGUCGUCGUCGUCGGCGGUGGCCGGAGCGCUGGCAGCGGCGGUGGAGCGGCUGGAAGUGAAGGGAGGGAUGAGGCGGGCGAAAGGCGGCAGCGCGUAGCGGGUAGCUCCCGGCCCGCGGGAGACAGAGCGAAACCGAGAAAGAGACUGUCGCGGGGAGGCGGCCGUUCCCCCCCGUUCCGUCCCCCCGUCCUUCCCCGCCCGCCCCUCGCGGGAGCCCCGGCGGGUCCUUCCCGGCGCCGCCACCCUGCCCGCCCCCGCCCUCUAGGCCGCGGGCCUCGCUGUCCUCCGGCCUGUCCCCCUCCCCUUCCCCAGCCGCCCCCUCGCAGCGGAGGAUGAUGAAGCUCAAGUCCAACCAGACGCGCACCUACGACGGGGACGGCUACAAGAAGCGGGCGGCCUGCCUGUGCUUCCGCAGCGAGAGCGAGGAGGAGGUGCUGCUGGUGAGCAGCAGUCGUCAUCCUGACCGAUGGAUUGUGCCUGGGGGCGGCAUGGAGCCCGAGGAGGAGCCCGGCGUGGCUGCGGUGCGCGAAGUCUGUGAGGAGGCUGGAGUGAAAGGGACGUUGGGAAGAUUGGUUGGAAUCUUUGAGAACCGGGACAGGAAGCACAGGACCUAUGUUUACGUACUCAUCGUCACCGAGGUGCUGGAGGACUGGGAGGACUCUGUCAACAUUGGAAGGAAAAGGGAAUGGUUUAAGAUAGAAGAUGCCAUCAGAGUUCUGCAGUAUCACAAACCAGUGCAGGCCUCCUACUUUGAGACCUUGAGGCAAGGCUGCCUGGCGAACAACGGCACCCCCGUGGUGAGCAGCUCCUACUCGGGGAGCUCCGUGGCUGACAUCAGAUGACUGAAGGUGACCCUGGGAGAGAAACUCUGCACACCAGACUGAACCGGAUUGUCCCCUCCCCUCCCCCUCACAUGCCUGCUCUCCAGCCAGGCAGCAGCCUGGGGCAGAGCCUGUGGUGCGAGUGCUGCCCUGUAGUGCCAGGUGGGAUCUGGGCUUUGGGUUUUUUGGCUUUUUUUUUUCCCCUUUCUCCUUUU